GCAAGAUGGCGGCCGGGCUUCGGCCGCUGCCCCGGGUCUGGCCGAACUCGGGGUUAUCAGGCUGAGGCGGCGGCAGCUGCGGCCGGGACCCCGAGCGCGGGGCCCUCGAACGGAUAAAGAUCUCCGUCCAGCGGAAACCCAACUCCUCUGAAGCCAGAGGCUGCACGAGGUCACUGAUGGUCACCUAGCAUCUCUGCUGCACAGGCAGGUCCUCAGGGCUCGUGUCAGAUUGCAGACAUGUUCACUGUAUCUCAGACCUCCAGAGCAUGGUUCAUCGACAAGGCCCGGCAGGCACGAGAAGAAAGGCUGGUGCAAAAGGAGCGGGAGCGCUCGGCCGUGAUGGUUCAGGCUCUGGUCCGCAGCUUCCUCUGCCGGAGACAGCUGCACAGAGACCUCAGGAGAGAGAUAGAUGAGUUUUUUAAUGCCGAUGAUGCUGGCUCAAGUAAAAGAAGUGCACUUUGUAUAUUUAAGAUUGCCAGGAAGCUGCUGUUUGUAUAUAAAACUAAGGAGGAUAGUGAGAGGUUGGAAAAGUUGUGUCGGAGCAUCCUGAGCAGCAUGGAUGCAGAGAAUGAGCCGAAGGUAUGGUACGUGUCCCUGGCUCUUUCCAAGGACAUCACUCUGCUGUGGAUUAAGCAGGUCAAGAGCAUCCUGUGGUACUGCUGUGAGCUCCUUGGACAGCUCAAGCCAGAAAUCUUACAAGACUCCAAGCUCAUCACGCUGCACCUCACCAUGCUUGUCACCUUCACAGACAAUUCAACAUGGAAGAUUCUCCGGGGAAAAGGUGAGAGCCUUCGGCCAGCCCUAAACCACAUCUGUGCAAAUAUAAUGGGCCAUCUGAACCAGCAUGGAUUCUACUCUGUGUUGCAGAUACUGCUGACCCGAGGCCUGGCCAGAGCCCGGCCCUGUCUGUCCAAGAGCACUUUAACAGCGGCCUUCUCCCUGGCACUGCGCCCUGUAGUUGCUGCGCAGUUCUCAGACAAUCUGAUGCGGCCCUUUGUCAUCCACAUCAUGUCGGUACCAGCUCUCGUGACUCACCUCAGCACAGUGACCCCCGAGCGUCUUGGUGUUUUAGAGUCCCAUGACAUGCUUCGCAAGUUCAUCGUCUUCCUGAGAGACAGAGACCGAUGCCACGAUGCUUGUGAAAGUUUAGAAGGCUGCCAUACCCUGUGUCUCAUGGGCAACCUGCUACACUUGGGCUCCCUCAACCCUAAGGUGUUAGAGGAGGAAACAGAUGGGUUUGUGAGCUUGCUCACACAGAUGCUGUGCUACUGUCAGAAGUACGUGUCCCAGAAGAAGUCCAACCUGACCCACUGGCACCCUGUGCUCGGCUGGUUUUCCCAGUCUGUGGAUUACGGCCUUAACGAGUCCAUGUACCUGAUCACCAAGCAGCUGCAGUUCCUGUGGGGGGUGCCGCUCAUCCGCAUUCUCUUCAGUGACAUCCUCAGCAAGAAGCUGCUGGAGCACCCGGAGCCAGCCCCUGCCCAACCGUCAUCCCCACAGAACGUGCUCCCAGUGAAGAGUCUCCUCAAGCGAGCGUUUCAGAAGUCAGCUUCAGUUCGGAACAUCCUGAGGCCUGUUGGGGGCCGCCGCGUGGACUCCGCUGAGGUGCAGAAGGUCUGCAGCAUCUGUGUGCUCUACCAGACCUCGCUGACUACCCUCACCCAGAUCCGCCUGCAGAUUCUCACAGGUCUUACGUACCUUGAUGACCUGCUGCCUAAGCUGUGGGCUUUUAUCUGUGAGCUGGGGCCCCAUGGAGGGCUAAAGCUCUUCUUGGAGUGCCUGAACAAUGACACUGGAGAGUCCAAGCAGCUCCUGGCCAUGCUGAUGCUAUUCUGUGACUGCUCACGGCACCUUAUCACCAUCCUCGAUGACAUUGAAGUUUAUGAAGAACAAAUCUCAUUCAAGCUGGAAGAACUGGUCACAAUCUCCUCUUUCCUCAAUUCCUUUGUGUUCAAGAUGAUCUGGGAUGGAAUUGUAGAGAACGCCAAGGGUGAGACCCUGGAGCUGUUCCAGUCUGUCCACGGGUGGCUGAUGGUGCUGUAUGAGCGAGACUGCCGAAGGCGCUUUGCUCCUGAGGACCACUGGCUGCGAAAGGAUCUCAAGCCUGGCGUGCUCUUCCAGGAACUUGACAAGGACCGCAAGAGGGCCCAGCUGGUCCUGCAGCACAUCCCCCAUGUUGUCCCUCAUAAGAACAGAGUGCUCCUGUUCCGAAACAUGGUUACCAAAGAGAAAGAGAAGCUGGGGCUUGUGGAAACCAGCUCUGCCUCCCCUCACGUCACCCACAUCACUAUCCGAAGGUCACGGAUGUUGGAGGAUGGCUAUGAACAGCUCCGGCAGCUUUCCCAGCACGGCAUGAAGGGUGUGAUCCGAGUGAAGUUUGUCAACGACCUUGGGGUGGAUGAAGCUGGGAUUGACCAGGACGGUGUCUUUAAGGAGUUUCUGGAGGAGAUCAUCAAGAGGGUGUUUGACCCAGCGCUCAACCUGUUCAAGACAACCAGCGGGGAUGAGAGGCUGUACCCCUCGCCCACAUCCUACAUCCAUGAGAAUUACCUACAGCUCUUCGAGUUUGUGGGGAAGAUGCUGGGAAAGGCCGUGUAUGAGGGGAUCGUGGUUGACGUGCCGUUUGCCUCCUUCUUCCUGAGCCAGAUGCUCGGGCACCACCACAGCAUCUUCUAUAGCUCCGUGGACGAGCUUCCUUCACUGGACUCGGAGUUCUAUAAAAACCUCACCUCUAUCAAGCGCUAUGAGGGAGACAUCGCUGACCUCGGGCUGACGCUAUCUUAUGAUGAGGACGUCAUGGGCCAGCUUGUCUGCCAUGAACUGGUUCCUGGAGGGAAGACCAUUCCUGUUACAAAUGAAAAUAAAAUUAGUUACAUCCAUCUGAUGGCACAUUUUCGAAUGCACACUCAAAUCAAAAACCAGACAGCUGCUCUCAUUAGUGGCUUCCGUUCCAUCAUUAAGCCGGAGUGGAUCCGAAUGUUUUCUACCCCUGAGCUUCAGCGUCUCAUCUCUGGGGACAACGCUGAGAUCGAUCUGGAAGAUUUAAAGAAGCACACGGUGUACUACGGCGGCUUCCACGGGAGUCAUAGAGUCAUCAUCUGGCUCUGGGAUAUUCUGGCUUCUGACUUCACACCCGAUGAAAGAGCCAUGUUCCUGAAGUUUGUGACCAGCUGCUCCCGGCCCCCGCUCCUAGGAUUCGCCUACCUCAAGCCUCCGUUCUCCAUCCGCUGUGUGGAAGUGUCAGAUGACCAGGACACUGGGGAUACCCUGGGCAGCGUCCUCAGGGGCUUCUUCACCAUCCGCAAGCGGGAGCCAGGUGGGCGGCUGCCCACUUCUUCCACUUGCUUCAACCUGCUCAAGCUGCCCAACUACAGCAAGAAAAGCGUCCUCCGAGAGAAACUGCGCUAUGCCAUCAGCAUGAACACAGGCUUUGAGCUCUCCUAGCCCAACCCCUGUCUCAUCUACCAGCCCCGAGGGCACCCAGACUACAGAGCCCUUCAGCUCCUGGAGGCAACAUGCCCCUGGGAGUGGGGCCAGGUUACUUCAGCCCUCACACCCUCUCAAUAGCCAUGAGACACCCAAGCUUGGGGUGCACAGCACCCUUAGGGUGCUGGGGAGGGAGGGCUGUUGAAAAUAAAGCCCAGUUCUGCCCACACAGGUCCUCUCCCUGCCUCCUGGGGCCUGAAACCUGGACCUGUGAUUGCAGAGGGACUCCUGGUAGUUGUGUGGGGGCAGUUCUGAAGUUCUGUCUUCCCUUGCCCUCUGAGUACACAAAGCCUGUGCCUGUGAGCUCCUCCUCCCAUUCUCAAAACUCAGGUACGGCCUCACCAAGCCUCUAUGCACGGCAAAGACCCUGCGUCUACCCUGUCCACAGCAGCCUCUUGCCAGGCAACCAAGCCCAGCUCCUGCCAGGGAGGCUGCUGAGCACAGUCAGGGUCUCGUACAGGGAUCCAGGUGUUUCACACCACAGCCCUCCCUCCCAAGCCCUCAGCAGGCCACACUGUCAGGGAACCCUUGCUGUUGGCUCCUGGCCUGUGCAUCAGUGUCUGAGUUUGGGAGAGACCCCUGCCACUCCUGACAAACAGCCCCAUUUCUGGGGUACCCAGAGCCUGUUCUCUCUAUGUGUCUGCCCUUUGUUACCUUAUGGAGAACCACAUGGGAGCCUAGAGUGCCCAGUGCUCUGGGCAGUACUUCAUUCCAGGGACUGAGAAGCCCAUCCUCUUGCACUGACAGGCCCCAGAGGCUGAGGCUAUAUACCGCACACCUCCACACUGCCUCUGUUGGCUCUGUGCUCUUGUUUUGCACUUAAUUUUGUUUUCCCACCCAUCGAAAUUCUGGGCCCUCCUUUUCUCCGCUUAUCGGAAGAACUUCCUCCAUUUCAGGAUGUUGAGGCAGAGGCUUAGUGAUCUGGUAGCACCCAUGCAUCUCCUGCCUCAUGCAGUUCUUGCAUCUCCACCCCCUGGUGAAGGCCAGGCGUCUGGUCCCUCCUCCACUCUGUGGAGCCAGCUUAGGGUAGCAUCGCUCAAAGCAAGGAAACUCCUCCCAGCAGGAACCUGUGCGCUUCAGUGAGGAACAAAAGACCUCCAGGCUUCUGGAGAGCAGCGCCGGCUUUACUUGGAUGGAAGGCUGUCAAGGUCCUUGGAAGAUGUCUGCCACCCAUGUGUGUACCCAGCUCGCCCAAAGAUUCCUGUACCCCAUGCACAGCCUGCAUGAGUAAUACAGAACCUGAGAGUUACAGCAGGGACAUGGGGAGGGUGAGUUAGAAGCCCAACAUCAACUUGACCUGUUUGCUUUUGACCUAGGGUUGUCUGAAGUUCACUAGAGCCUGCUUUCCCACAGUUCCAUCACAGUAUCCAAGCACCAAUCUGUGUCCUGCUGCUGUUCACUGACACCCCAGCAGCUCUUGGUGGUUCCAAAAAGGAGUGGGAUUUUUGUUUUCGUAGGUAAUUAUGGACUACGAUGUGUCAGGGCUUUAUUAAAUUUGUACUUGAGCACGUGA
This is a messenger RNA of Psammomys obesus (fat sand rat), 4999 nucleotides long. It is a transcript of the gene Ube3b, whose product is annotated as ubiquitin protein ligase E3B. NCBI's taxonomy places the organism in Eukaryota, Metazoa, Chordata, Mammalia, Rodentia, Muridae. The transcript is spliced from 28 exons. The record is from RefSeq and is a predicted model, not a curated record. Gene Ontology annotation, molecular function: ubiquitin protein ligase activity; protein binding. Bases 238 to 3444 code for a protein of 1068 amino acids. Gene Ontology annotation, biological process: protein polyubiquitination; ubiquitin-dependent protein catabolic process.